Miniopterus natalensis is the source of this 758-nucleotide messenger RNA. The record is from RefSeq and is a predicted model, not a curated record. NCBI's taxonomy places the organism in Eukaryota, Metazoa, Chordata, Mammalia, Chiroptera, Miniopteridae.
CUUCUGAAACACCUGCUUCUGGGUCCCCUGCCCCGCCCCCAUCUUUCUUGGUGUCGAAAAUGGUGGUCUUCGGGUCCAAGUGUGGCAGCAGCGCGCUCGCGGCGAGAAUCGGGAGGAGGAGCAGACAGCAAGGAUAGGCCCAGAAAAACAACCAGGAAAAAAAAAAUCUCAUCAUGGCAGAUAUCCACCACGAAAACGAAGAAAUGGAGCAACCCAUGCAGAAUGGAGAGGAAGACCGCCCUUUGGGAGGGGGCGAAGGCCACCAGCCAGCAGGAAAUAAUAGACGGGGACAGGCUCGCCGGCUGGCCCCUAACUUCCGAUGGGCCAUACCCAAUAGGGAGGUCAAUGAUGGGAUGGGCGGAGAUGGAGAUGAUAUGGAAAUGUUCAUGGAGGAAAUGAGAGAAAUCAGGAGAAAACUUAGGGAGCUGCAGUUGAGGAAUUGUCUGCGUAUCCUUAUGGGGGAGCUUUCUAAUCACCAUGACCAUCAUGAUGAAUUUUGCCUUAUGCCUUGAUUCCUGCCAUUUUCCAUGAGAUUAAUACUGUGAUUCUCACUUGUUUUCUUUUUCCUUGCAUUUCCUGAUAUGCCUUUACUGAUCCGUUUGCUGUGAACCUUAUGUAAUUUCCAUGUGUCAAGUGGGUUCUGUGUUACCAGCUUCUAAUUGGAGAUUGCCUUGGCGCACAGUCUUAAGUUUCUGUCAACAGUAGUUCCACCAAUUUGCAUGGAAAAAUGUAAAGUUAAUAAAGCAAUUAAAAAGCAA